UGAUUAAACAAAAAUAAUAAAGAUUUUAAAAUUGUUGUCUUACUUAGUAAACGAGACUUGGAGAGUUGACGAGGUUUCAUAAUAGUUUAGUGAAUGUCAACUAACAACCGGCAACAUGGCUAUGGGAAGGAAAGGAAACGUGCGGCUGCCGCCGGAGGUGAAUCGGAUAUUAUAUAUUCGAAAUUUACCCUACAAAAUCACAACUGAAGAAAUGUAUGAUAUAUUUGGAAAAUAUGGAGCCAUACGACAAAUUAGACUUGGUAACACAGCUGAAACCCGAGGAACUGCAUAUGUAGUAUAUGAAGAUAUAUUUGAUGCAAAGAAUGCUUGUGAUCAUUUAUCUGGUUUCAAUGUAUGCAACAGGUACCUUGUGGUACUAUAUUAUCAAGCAGUGAAGGCUUUUAAACGAAUUGACCAAGACAAAAAGAAAGAUGAUAUUGAUAAAAUAAAAACAAAAUAUGGAUUAAGCACACCAGAGAACAAGAAAUGAUUUUUCUAUACACAAAAUAUGGACCAGAUAUUACAAAAAAAAAAUGUGAAGUGAAUAUCUUACUGAAAAAACAUCAUCUCCCAUCUGCUAUUUUACUUGUCAUCUUAAAUUUGAGACUUUAACUUCAUAUACACAAACCAUAUCUUUGACCUCAAAUUUUGUUUCAGUAUGGGAUGUAGUAUAUCUUUGAAACUAUUUGGGUUUCCAUUUUUAAAUUUCAUCUAAUUCAUUUUAUUUUUUUUUACAUUGGAUAUAAGCAUGGGAACAGAAAUAUAUGUAAUGGGAAGAUAAAGAGAAAGAAGAAAAAAAAGACGCUUCUUUCUCUUUAUUUGACAUCCAAACACAUUUCAAUGUUCACGCCUAUAUUUAAUAGGAUAUGUAUUUUAGUAUAAAAGGCAGAUUUCAUAAAAAUAAUAUUUGUUGAACUGUUCACGUUGGUAUUUAUCAUUACAAUUUGUCUUUAAUUAUUCAAAAGUAUAUACUAUACUUUUCCAUGCAAGUUUGUGCUGACACAUGGAAAUUCUUGCAUAAAUUAUCAUGCUAAUAAUUGUACAUCCUUUCAUAUUCAUAAAACCAAUAACCUCAUGACUAUUAUUUUAUGUCUUCUCUGAAAUCAAUAAAUCAUUUUUUGAUGGAUGCUAUGAACUGGAAAGUUGAACACAAA
Molecule: messenger RNA, 1154 nt
Organism: Octopus sinensis (East Asian common octopus)
Lineage: Eukaryota; Metazoa; Mollusca; Cephalopoda; Octopoda; Octopodidae
Product: splicing factor 3B subunit 6
Exons: 4
Coding region: 116-490 (124 amino acids)
Cellular component (GO): ribonucleoprotein complex; cytoplasm; nucleus
Molecular function (GO): mRNA binding
Source: RefSeq, a predicted model, not a curated record